This is a messenger RNA of Drosophila ananassae, 3965 nucleotides long. RefSeq lists its product as uncharacterized. The record is from RefSeq and is a predicted model, not a curated record. NCBI's taxonomy places the organism in Eukaryota, Metazoa, Arthropoda, Insecta, Diptera, Drosophilidae. The coding region runs from base 794 to 2299 and encodes 501 amino acids. The transcript has 7 exons.
GUCUAUUUCUUAAUUUAAUUUAGUUUUGACAUUCGCCUGACUUUUAUGGCGGCAAACUUCGUUUGGCUGGAACUGAGAUCCUGUCGCUGGAUAGAAUGAAAAUCAUUUAAGAGUGUCGGGAGCGGGAAAAGCCUUAAAUGCAUUACUUUUCCGACUCAAUUCAAUCAACUUUCCCUUCAGCCCGAAAGUAUGCAGCAUUAAACGGGUAUACCGUGAACUUUCAGUAGCUUUCGUCUAUAUUUUGACAUUUCUAGAAGUUUCGGUGCCAUUCAAAGGAACCGUAGACGAUAGUUGACUCCUGUCAGCUGGGUGCACUUUCACCUUUCUUUCAAAUCGCAUCUGGGCCGGUUGUAGUAGGCGAUAAACUGUCACUUGUCACCCGUGUCAUAAACGUUAGGUCAGCAGAGGUGGCGAGUUCAUUCUUUCAAAAAUUGUCGCAGCGAGCAGAGCUCCUUGAAAAGUACAAAAUAAAAAAUAAAAAUUAAAUUCCUCUCAUUGAGUCGUUGUGUUCCGUGUCGAGCAAAAUACUUGAUUUUCGCCAUCCAGCACGCGCGUGUCCCGUUUUCGUUUAGAUCCGUAUAUCCCAAGUCCCAGACCCCGGUCCCCAAGAAAACACAGUCGCCCAAAAAGCACCACUAUCAUCUAAUACCCCUCCCAGUUUCAAAAGCCACAUAGAGCGACUACCCCGUCAGACAGUCAGUCUGUCCACCCCAAACGCCACCGACAAUCAUCGAACGAAGAACGAACUGCGAGGCGAUUUUUUGCGAAGAUAAACAAAAAGUGCGCACUCAUCAUGGUCACCGACUCGAAACCCACACCCUCCAAGUCCAACACCAAGGAGGUGCAGUGCCAGCACUCGGCCUGCGAUGAGCCAAAGCCGGAACCGGCUCCCCUGGCCACCCCGAAGAGCGGUCGCGUGGGCAUCUUCAAUGCGGAGGACUUCCUCUCCCGCGCCCAGAUGAACGACAAGAUCAACAACAUUCUCCGUUCGCCGACCAAGGCCCCCAACGGUGUCCGCCAGCGUUCUGUCUACACCAACAACAAUCCCUCACCGCAGGCCACCAUGCGCUGCGUACCCCAGCUGGGUCCGCGUCUAAGCAGCCUUUCGUUGAGCGCCGCCAGCGCCGGUAGCGGCAUGGAGCGCGGGAGCAGCAGCACCAGCUUGGGGAACUCGACCAGUGUGGGCACCAACACGGCCGUCAUUGCCAAGGAGUGCUCUAGCCAGACCAGCGGCACCAGCCGCCCAUUCCUGCAUCUGGGCGUGCACCCAUCUGCUCAUGCUUCGUUCACCGCCAUGCCGCCCGUGGGCGCCAACUUUGAUCCGGUGGCCCUGGAGAUGGAUGCUGCCAAUAUAACACGCAGCGGAAAAGGUCUAACUGGUCGCUACAAUACCGGCUUUGGCUUCGAGACCGAUGGUGCCUUCUGCAUGCCGCAGGCUCAUCACACUCAACAGUUCCCGUCCCCGAUGCCGCCGCCGCCUUAUGCUCUGGGCCGUGUCAGUUCACGCACUUUCGAGUUCGACAACAAUACUCCACCGCCGUGCCCCGGCUCCGGCCCCAUCGCCAUGUCCAAUGGCACUAUUCAGCUGCGUCUGCGCGAGGGUGUGCGCAUUGACAUGACCCUGGACAAGGCCGUGCGCGUCCUCAACCAGCGCAGCAUGGUGGCCAUCGCCUUGUCGCGCAACUGCAGCAACUCGGCUCUCAUCCAUCCCAAUGGACGCAUCUUGCAGAGCGGCUCCAAGGUGGAGAUUGUGACCUAUGACGGCAUGAAAGCCAAUAACUUUGUUCGCUAUGCAAAAAUGUGGUACAAGGGCGUCAGCUUCACCAGCGAGUCGUGCGCUCUCAUCUAUCUGGUGGACACAGCCGGAACUCGCACCACUACCGACACCUUUACGGACUUGACCAAGGACUAUACACUAGCAGUGUUCUACGAUGACUCGCGCCACGGCCCAUCCUUUUUGCCGGAUGCCCAUGAGGUAAUCGCCAACUCAACAUACAACUGUGCCGAGGACGGUACCGAGGUGUACGACAUCAAUGGAUUCCGCAUCACGCAGGCGGCUGACGGACUGGUGAAGGUUACUCGCCAGCACAACAAGUGCCUUAUUCGCACUAGCCCGGGCAAUGGAUCGGCCACUCUGACUACCCCUGGCAUCCAUUGCACGGCCUCGUUGGGCAAGACCUCCCACCUGUUUGUUCGUCGUAAUGAGAAGCGCAUGCAUUUCGACGGAUCCUGUUUUAUUGUACGCAAUGCCGGACACUCGGCCGGAUUCAAUGAGAACAACCUGCUGAUUGUCUACUAAGUAACGCUCGCAACAUGGGAAGUGUCCUGGCGGGCUGGUCUCGGGCCCACCAACCCCGCCCGGGCAUUGCAAUCCGUCCCCAUAAACACACAAGACACCAUCACAGACACACAACAGACACAGACUCAAACGUCGACCUAGACACCUACAGCCCACCAAAAAACCCAAUUCAACAAUCCACAAGAAAACCAAAGAAUCACAAAUACCGGGCCUCGGCGUGGAGAGGGAUCAGAACACAGUUGAAGUAAAAAAAAAAAGGUCAAAGCUUGACAAAGGUCACCAAAAAAUAACAAAAAAAAAAAGUAUAUACUAUUAGUAUAGUGUGAUAAAUGCAAUAAGAGAGAGACAGCUCGAAAAAGGGCGCGAGCAACCAAAAAAAGCCAUCCCACGGUGGCCAAGAGUAGAGAAUAGAGUUAAGUCCUUCGUUCCUUGGCGCCGUGGGUUGAUGCUCUUCGAUUGCUCGACGUAGGCGCAACGCAACCACUAAGGAAUUAGUUUUUAGUUUACCCGUCACGUACCCCCCUGAAAAACAAUCCUCAAUCCUCGAUAAUCUUAUCUUUAUACGCCAACAGUUAUUUCGUAGUGAUAAGCAGGAUAUCUAAUACCAUAACUGCUUCAGACGCUGGCCAAGACGCCGACCCGUCGAUCGUCCUUCGACGAUCAGCCAGCGUUUAGUGUUAAACCCCAAAAAAAUAAAAUAAGUAUUCGUUUCGCGUUUUUCAAAACAAUUUUUCGGCUUUGUAACGAACCCCCUCCAAAUUGUUUCUUAACGAUUUUUCCAAAUUGUUCUUAUCUAUGCAAUAUCCUCAGCGAAAUUCCCAUAAGGCUAAAAAUUUAAAAACUUCCCCGCUAGAAAAUGCAUUAUUAAUUUAAACAAAAAAAAAGUAUAAAAUUAGAUAUAUCAAAAUUAAGCACUGAAACGGAGUGUUAAACAAUAAAAAGGCAGCCCAUGCAGCUGACUUGUGGACGAGUUAUUUGGCGUUACGUUUCGGAUAGCGUAACGCCAGUGUCAAUUCAGUUAGUUCUAAGUUAUUAGUUAACAAAUGCGUUAUGCAAUCCAAACAUGUUCAUCCUCACCCAAUUACCAAUUAACAAUUAUAUAUAAUUAUAAAGACACACGACGACACUCGACCAUCUAAUGAGCACGCGUCGAAAGUGAAUUCGAGUCAUUUUCAGUGUUCAGAAGAAUGCUAAAAUUAUCAAGUGUAGUAUGUACCAUCUGGUUAAGUGUACACUAGCACUAUGCAUUGCUGCCACUUGCAUUAUGCAACAUACUACAACAGUUACAUUAAUGAAACACAUACAAUGUACACACAACUUAAGUAAAACACAAAACACACUGAAAACCCUCAAAUACCUGACGCUGAAUGCAUUAUUCUUUUUAAGAAGAACACCAGCGAAAAAGUGAGAUAUUGUUACUGAAAAAAAAAAUAGAAUACGAUUUUUAAUUAGCUUACGCGACACUCGUCUACAAGAGGCAGCUGCCCAAAUGACUAGACAAACUAUUACCAUCCACACACCUCGACAAGCUACGGCACGCUACGAAGAAAGAAAUGUAUUAGCCUUACAACCGUCUCCAUGACCCAAAAUUUGUCAUCAUGUAGAACGAAAUUUAUGUGUACAAAAAUCGAUUUAAAAAAGUCAUAAAUGGUAAUCUAAAAAGAAA